Molecule: messenger RNA, 2461 nt
Organism: Stylophora pistillata
Lineage: Eukaryota; Metazoa; Cnidaria; Anthozoa; Scleractinia; Pocilloporidae
Biological process (GO): protein phosphorylation; positive regulation of kinase activity; multicellular organism development
Cellular component (GO): plasma membrane; signaling receptor complex
Molecular function (GO): transmembrane receptor protein tyrosine kinase activity; ATP binding; protein binding
Source: RefSeq, a predicted model, not a curated record
ACUGGAGAAAUGGUACAAAAAACAGGGAGUGCGCCUCGCCCCAGGGAGGAGCUUGUUCAGGUUAAUGGCUUGAAGUAUGAUGAGAUUUUCCCGACUGCCAAAAACACUUUCCGCACGACAGUGAGCUGGGAGAAGCCACUUUUCACACAUAGUGAUGUAAAACACUACAUAUACAAAUUAACGGCGAAAAAUCUCCCGUUACGGAAAAGGAGGGAAACGCUUUUGAACACCGAGACCACAACGACUGGUACCAAUGUUACAAUUGAUGGGAUCAGUAGAGUUAAUGGAGUCGAAUUUCAGGUUACUCCGGUCUUCGUUGUGUCUGCGGUUACUGGUGCAGAUGCCAAGAUCUCGCUUGCCUGGAAAUCACAAACCGGUAAAAAUCAUCUGUCUGAUCCAAUGAGCCCAGCUGAGCUAGCUGGGCUUGUUAUAGGAGUGAUAUUAUCUAUAUUGAUAGCCGUAGCGCUACUUAGUUGGUGUUAUCUCGAAAGACAAAGAAAGAUAAGAGCUAAAGGGCGUGUCAUAGGCAAAAUUGCUCUAAUGGUUGAUCAUUGGGAAGUAGAUGGAGACUCAGUGACCCUGGGGGAGGAGCUUGGAGAAGGGGCCUUUGGAAAGGUGUACAAGGGGGUCCUGAAGGAGUCUACGUCGCCAUCACGGAAACUCUCAAUGAUGCCUCCAAAAAGCCUCACGCGUAGAAACACGCUCAAGCAGACGGAAGGACUUCUUGUGGCAGUUAAAAUGCUACAUGGAAUGGCAGAUAGCGAUCAGCGUAGAGAAUUUCUGGAGGAGAUACAGCUAAUGAAAGCCGUGGGAACGCACAAAAAUAUUGUCAAUAUGUUAGGCUGUUGCACUGUAGAGGAACCAAUGUUUUUGCUCGUUGAAUAUAUUCCUUAUGGAGACCUUUUGCAUUACUUACGAAAACGUCGGGGAAAGGUAAAAGAAUUUCUUGGUGACGAAUCACGUGGUCCCUAUCGCUCCACAUACUGCGAGACUUACGUAUUUGACAAACAGUUGGGGGAAAGAACAACAGUGGCCACAAGGAGUGACCGCAUUUAUGUCAACAGCCCUGAUGCACCAAAAGAUGACGAUAGAAAAAUUCAAAUUCUAUCAUUUUCAUCAAAAACAGAUGAAAAAGAGAUGGAAAGAAACCGGAAACUUCCUUUGAAGUGGAUGUCAGUCGAGGCCAUUUUUGAUCAAACCUUUACAACUCAGAGUGAUGUGUGGGCUUUCGGCGUUCUUCUGUGGGAGCUGGUAACAUUAGGCGGAACACCAUACCCUACAGUAAACAACAGAGAGUUGCUUCGUUUACUUAAAAAUGGAUAUCGGAUGGAAAAGCCAGACGUCUGUAACAGUGAAAUGUACGACAUGAUGAGGGAAUGCUGGUUGGAAAAUCCAUUCGACCGACCAACUUUUACUUUAAUCCGAGAGAGACUGGAGGAGAUGAUGCAGAAGGACAACCCAUAUUUGGACUUCAACGUCCUCGAUGAAUCUCGGGAUUAUUACAAUGCGCCAUCCUUUAACAGUUUAAUAGAAGAAUCUGAGGAUGAAGUGUUUGAAAAAGAAGAAGGCGAUGAGUCACUUAAAGAGGACAACGAUGAGAUUAUCAUUGACAAAGAUCAGCCAAUGAAGGACUCGAAUAAAAACGAAAUUGCUCCCUUGCCAAAACCUACAAAGUUUCCAGAAGAGGGGGAAAAUAACGAGCCAGUUCAUAUAGACAAGAUUGAAUUUAACAACAGUGAUUUUCAGAGUAAAGACUUGAAUGAUUUUAAAGAGGUAGAGGUAGAUUUUGACGCUCUUGAAAUGGCGUUAUAUCGGCAUGGCGGUAGGAGCAUUGUCCUUUAAGCAGAACUGCUGAAUCAAGGGAAGCCUGACAAAAAAAUUGAAAAGUAAGAAGGAAUUUUAAGAAGAAAUGUAAGAUAUCUACAGAAUUAUAGGGCUAAAAAAGAAAAUAAUUAUCAGUUUUAGUAUUACAGUGUUUUUUUUCUCAUGUUAAUGUGUUUACGUCGAAGCAUUUACCAGAGAAAUUCUUUCAAAAUUUCUCUAUUGUCGUAUGUAGCAUAAGUAUACUAGUCAUUCGAAGUUCAACAAACACACAGGCUCUUGCUUUUUAUUCUGUUUUUUUGUUUAAGCUCCUCUCUUUACUCAAUAUUAACUAGCGAAUAGAUUGAGAAUACAUGACAGUUUUACAAGAUGCGCAACAACACUGUUUGAAAUUGCAUGUCCUUGUAUGAGUACCUUUUGGCAAAUCAACUUCAGUGGCUGAUUUCGUUUCAAGAUAGAAAUUAAUGAAAAGCGCAUAUUUACUGUCCAUUCUGUGAAAUAGGAAAUGCGAUUCUCAAUUAAACUCUGAAUCCUGGUAUGAGUUACUCAGAAAUACUCUCCCCACAUCACCCACCCAGCCACCAAAAAAUACUUCCCAAACUGACUUUUCUAUUUAUUGCCUGGUUACACAGUCAGCAAA